Messenger RNA from Ornithodoros turicata, 1886 nucleotides. RefSeq lists its product as uncharacterized. Bases 85 to 1512 code for a protein of 475 amino acids. Gene Ontology annotation, molecular function: zinc ion binding. The transcript is spliced from 2 exons. Lineage: Eukaryota; Metazoa; Arthropoda; Arachnida; Ixodida; Argasidae. The record is from RefSeq and is a predicted model, not a curated record.
ACCGUCUCGCAACCUGGCCAGGAUUCCGCAACGCAGGGAGAGCAAGACGGAUAGCGAAGAUCAGCUAUUUUCGCCGGCCAUCUCAUGGAGUUGACCCACUCCUGCAUUGAUGGUUUACCAAAGGGCCCUUGGACUAAACAGCUUAAGGAUUUCCCAAGAAGUUUCUGCGAGAAAUCUAUUCUGGACUAUCAGGAAGCCGUGGGGGCCAGUAAGCAUUAUCUGGAGGGAUAUGCAAUGUUCAAAGCUGAAAAGGUGAAAGAUGUGCUGCUACAUCACUCCACAAGCACAACGGUGAAAGGAAAAGUAAAGGCAUCAUACACACUCCGAAAGGAGUACCCCGUUGUUUUGAAAGUUGCUGCAGCUGGAAAUGUCACAGGCGGCCAUUGCAAGUGCCCCAGUGGCAAAGGGGGUGUCUGCAAACAUGUGGGUGCACUAGCAUGGUUUGUUUUGGAUGUACUUCGUACAGGAAACUCCUACAUCCCCGAUCCAGUGUCAUGCACCGAGAAGCCACAACAGUGGGGGCACAGAAGUGCUAAAGGAAAUCUCAACUGCCAAGAAUUCCAACAGCUUGUAUUCGCAAAGCAUGUACCUGGCAGAUCUAUAGUACAAGCAGCAGGGCCAAAGCUAAAGCAUGAAGUGGGACCUACCAAGGAAGCGCUUCAGCUGCUCGCUGAUAACAUCAUGAAAGACACUGGUUCACAUAUGCAUGCCAGGAUACUUCAAAGUGUCAACUACGAACCGGUAACGAAGAAGCGAUGUGCCCUGCGCCCUUUGCAAACUGUUCGAUCUAACCCAAUCAGCCUGCCCACCAAAAUACUCUGGGUCGACGAUGCGAAGCCGUACACACCACAUCACAGCCUCAGUCUAAAGGAAGCGCAGGAGCUUGAAAAGCUGACACGUGGACAAGGCUCAAACGAGCUGUGGAUAAAAGAACGGUCUACCAGGGUUACAGCGUCCCACUUUGGCGAUGUAGUUCGAAGGAAGGCACCAAUCAACCAAAAGAUGAUUGACAGAAUAUUCUGCAAAAAAUCUCACAGUACGAAGUACAUGAGAAUAGGACAAGAAAACGAGAACCCUGCCCUUCAGAGGUACAAGCAGGCAAGAAGUGUUGACGUUUUUCCAGUGGGACUGUGUGUGAACCCAGGAAUUCCUGACCUCGGGGCAUCACCGGACGGCUUGGUGUACGAAAGGGACACUGGUGAUUACGGGCUUGUUGAGGUCAAGACUCUGGCAAAAGCAAAGGACAGUAAUCUACAAACAACAGACGCCAUUGCUUGCAGCAUGGCACUAUUCCUAAAGGAUGGAAAACUGAAGCACACACACAAGUAUUAUUAUCAAAUACAGGGACAACUAGCUUUGUCAGGGCUACUUUGGUGUGACUUGGUUGUGGAUAGUGGCAGUGGUGCUCCAUUUGUUCAGCGGAUCCCGUUCAACCAAGAGCUGUGGAGAGACGUCAUGCUUCCCUCGUUACUGAACUUCUAUGACGCCAGUCAGAAUAACAACUCUGACUGAAUGGUGCAAGUGCAUAACAGGAACUGUAUUUGAGAUGAGAGAGAUCCCCAGUGGAGAGCCGCAGAUAUUUCGAACAGAGACUGUGCUUCUUCUGGAGAAGCACAGUCUCUGUUCGAAAUAUCGGCAGCUCUCCACUGAGGCUCUCUCUCAUCUUAGGAACUGUAUUUGUAACAUAGACAAAUUAUUACAAAAUAUGUACAUAUUGACACAGUGAGUAAAAUGAACGAAUAUAUGUGGGACAUCCAAAAGUAACCGGAGUGAAACCAUGGUCCCUCAGCAUUUUGCUGCUGCGGCUCGAGGAGCAUUUGCAGUUUUUUUCUCGUGGGCCAAGCUGCAGCCGAGACUCCCAUCAUGCUUAUAAGACAGCUGUGGCA